AUGAACGUUAAAAAAUUCUAUAUGUUUUCUUAUGUAUUAAGAAAAAAACUAAAGAUACAUAUUUCAAGUUUUUAUUUACCUAUAAAUAAUUUGCUUAAUGGUAAUUUAAUUUUUAAUAUAAAAUAUCCUCUUUUUCAUCAAUUUAGUACUAAUAGUAAAAAAACUAUAGAAAACAAUAGAAAAUAUGAAAUAGGUAAAAAAAUUAAUUUGACUAAAUUUAAAGUAACAGAUGCUUCUUAUAAUUACAUUAGCAGUGAUGAUUCAGAUGAAGAAUAUAUAUUAGAAAAAAAAUUAAAAAAAAAUGAAAAUAUAGAGAAUUAUGGAUAUGAAGAACCUCAUAUAAAAAAGGUAAAUAAUGAGAAUUUAGAUGAUCAAAGUCAGAUAAAAAAUAAAGUUACUAGUAUAAAUAAAGAAGAGAGUAUUAACAUCUAUAAUAAAGAUAACAAUCAUUCAGAUAGGAGGAGUGAUUAUUAUCAUGAUAAUAAUAAUGAUUUAAAUAAAAUUAAUAUAAAAAAUAUGGAUAAAAGUAAUGAUAACUUACAUAAUGACAGACAAAUUAAUAAAAAAUAUGAUAUAAAGAAUUCGCAUGAAUGUAUUAUUGAUGUGAACUCAAAUAAUGUAGAUUCUAUGAAAAAACAUUUUAUAGACAUUACUGAUAAAAAAAAAGAGUAUCUAGAAAUAAAAAGUUAUUUAAGUGUGUGCAUUAAAGAAAAUCAGAAUGUAUAUUAUCCUAAUGAAAGUAAAGUGAAUGCAUUAAGUGAAGAAUUAAAUAAAUUGGAAGUAUCAUUAAAACCUUCACAAAAUGAUAUUAAUAAUAUGAAGAAAUUUUUGCAUUUUCUACAAAAUGAAAUAAAUAAACAGUACAAAAAUUGUUACGUAACUCCAUUUGGUUCAGUAAUAAAUGGUUUUUGGAUGAGAAAUAGUGAUAUUGAUAUAUGUAUUCAAGUGCCAAUACUUCUGAAUAGAAAAGAUCAGAUAAAAUUUCUAAGAAAAAUAUGCUUAAUAUUAAAUAAUUUUAAUGAUGGAAUAAUUGAACAAAGAUUUUCAGCAAAAGUACCGAUUAUACAUUUUUAUUGUAAGAAUCCUAAAAAUUCCUUCGAAUUAUCUUGUGAUAUUUCUGUAAAUAAUAUAUUAGCAGUAAUAAAUUCAAAGUUAAUUCAAAAAUACGUAAGUAUAGAUAAAAGAUUGCAAAUAAUGGGAAUAGCCUUAAAAUAUUGGUCAAAAAAUAGAAAUAUUAAUGAUAGAUCAAAAGGAUUCUUAUCCUCUUUUUCACUAAUUUUGAUGAUAAUUCAUUUUUUACAGAAUGUCAUUGAACCUAAAAUCCUUCUAUCUCUUCAAGAUAUAUCUUUUAAAAGAAAUGAAAAACCUUUUUAUGUAAUGGGUGUUGACUGCAAGUACUGUCAAGAUGAGACAAUUAUCAGAGAAGAAUUGAAUAAAAUAAAUAAUUGUAAUAAUUCCCAUGUAGAUAUCUCAACAUUAUUAACAGAAUUUUUUAAAUUUUAUGGGUAUAAGUAUAAAAGUGGAAUAAUAGCAAUAAGAGAUAUAAAUGAUUAUUACCAAAAUUUUCAUGCAUUAAAAGACUUCGAGUCAUAUUUUCUGUUCGUUGAUAACCCUUUUGAAGUCGGAAAAAAUGUUGCAAAUGUUAUGCCAAAAAAUUAUAAAACAAUAAUAAAUGAAAUGAAAAGAGCUUAUAAAAUUUUAAAAAAUAACGGUUCUUGGAAAGAUGUAUGUAAUCCUAGUGAUAACUUAAUUUAUCCUUAA
Plasmodium relictum is the source of this 1761-nucleotide messenger RNA. Its product is annotated as conserved Plasmodium protein, unknown function. The transcript has a single exon. Gene Ontology annotation, molecular function: nucleotidyltransferase activity. NCBI's taxonomy places the organism in Eukaryota, Apicomplexa, Aconoidasida, Haemosporida, Plasmodiidae. Gene Ontology annotation, biological process: RNA 3'-end processing. The record is from RefSeq and is a predicted model, not a curated record. Bases 1 to 1761 code for a protein of 586 amino acids.